Molecule: messenger RNA, 2248 nt
Organism: Olea europaea var. sylvestris
Lineage: Eukaryota; Viridiplantae; Streptophyta; Magnoliopsida; Lamiales; Oleaceae
Product: dolichol kinase EVAN-like
Exons: 14
Coding region: 224-1936 (570 amino acids)
Biological process (GO): dolichyl monophosphate biosynthetic process
Cellular component (GO): endoplasmic reticulum membrane
Molecular function (GO): dolichol kinase activity
Source: RefSeq, a predicted model, not a curated record
GCUUGGCUGACCGAGCCAUGGUCUUCUUGUUUGUUUUCUUGGCACAGGAUUCCACGCACAUCUCAGCGGCCCGACAGCAAACUCGUAUAAAAUCGAAUCAUUUCCUCCGAAAUUUACAUUCCCUCACACGCUUCCAUUCAACUGUAGAAAAAUCUCUCUGUGUUUGGUCUCAUGAAGAAGAAUUGGUGAGAUAAAGUUUUCGAGAACAGCGAAACGAGACGCCAUGGCUCCAUUGCUGUUGCAGCUCAACGGCGAAAGAGCCGUGGUUUUACUUUAUAUUUGCCAAAUCCUAUUCUCCACCCCUCUCUCUCUCCUUUCCCAAGCUUUUUCUCUCUCUCUACUCACGCUCUUCGCCCUCUCCGUCGAGAUCUCCGCCGAUGACCCUUCCAAUCCCCUUUCGCAGUUCUUCAAAACCAGGCCUGGAGUUACAUCAGGGAUUAUGCUGGGGGCAAUGACACUGCCAGGGCUGAUGGUUUCAAGAUUAAUACAGGUUUCAAGGUUGGUGUCAUUACAUGAAGCUGAAGUUGGAGAGCUAGAAUAUCUGAAUUUGCAAUAUUGGGCUGCAUCAGCCAUUUGCUUUGCUGUGUUACUUUUUAUCUGCUUCAUUUUUCGACUUCAUCACACCAGUGCUGGGUCUACAUGUUCUCUCUUUAAUCGGGACACAAAAUUUGGUGUAGCCUGCAUGGCCUUGUUCAUAGGAAUCUGCUAUAUGUCAUUUCUCGGGAAAACAUAUGGUGGGCUGUCUGCAACUUUGAUAAUAUUAUGGGUGCUCUGUCAUGGAUUAGCAGCAGUUUACUUAAUUCAGAACAUUCUUCGUACUUUUUCGGCAUGUUUUUCUGUUGGGGAAGGGCUUCUGGUCACUGCUGGCUUUGUCAUCUAUUUUGGGGACAUGUUGUUCUACAUUGCUUCAAAGAUUCCUGGAUAUUGGGUAUCAUCCAAUUUAGUUUUUCUGGAAAAUGGCAUCAAGAGAGAUGAGAUACAUAUAAUUAUUCAGGGUAUCACUCUUGGCCUACUUCUUUUUCCUGUUUUCUACAGAUAUGUUCUCAAAAUUUGGCAAUGCUCUGCUAGCUCAUCUAGCUCUCAAGACAUGUCGAACCAUGAGAUCAGAAGAUCCUUUUCUUUCUGUGCUUUGCUGGCAUUUAUGUUGGCUGUGGCUGUUCCGUCAUGGAUGCAAUUUGUCCAUGAUUUUCACAUGCACCCUCUGUUGUGGGUAUUUAAUUUUGUUUUCUCUGAACCACUCAAGAGACUGUCCCUAUGUGUCUAUUGGGUAGCUGUUAUAUAUGUGUCAGUAAUAUGGUUCUACAACAUUUCGAAGAAAAGUACAAUUGAGAGAAUUCUUCUUCGUAAAUACUACCAUCUGAUGGCUGUUUCAAUUUUUGUUCCUGCACUUAUUUUCCAGCCAAAGUUUCUUGAUCUGGCUUUUGGUGCAGCUUUGGCAGUCUUUCUCAUGUUGGAAAUUAUACGAGUAUGGAGAAUUUGGCCUUUAGGUCACCUUGUUCACAAAUUCAUGAAUGCUUUUACUGACCAUCGUGAUUCUGAUUUGCUUAUUGUCAGCCAUUUUUCACUCUUACUGGGAUGUGCACUUCCUAUCUGGCUAUCUUCUGGUGUUACUGAUCGUCCACUUGCACCCUUUGCUGGAAUUCUGAGCCUUGGUAUUGGUGAUACAAUGGCAUCAAUGGUUGGCCAUAAGUAUGGAGUCAUCCGCUUGAGCAAAACUGGCAAGAAGACAAUUGAAGGAACUGCUGCUGGCAUAACUUCCGUUUUGGCUGCAUGCUCCGUUCUACUUCCACUUCUAGCCUCAACUGGUUACAUCUUCACUAUGCACUGGUUCUCUCUUAUAUUGUCAGUGACUACUAGUGGUCUGUUGGAGGCCUACACAGCACAACUGGACAAUGCCUUUAUACCUCUCGUUUUCUACAGCCUUCUCUGUCUGUAAAAUGCCAAUUGCUCUAAGCUUGCAACAUAUGAAUUCUUACUCACCUGUUGCUCCAAUGUGUCUUGUAAAUAUCACAGACCUAACAUAUACAGUAGUCCAUACAUAGAUGAAAUUUUGAGUUCUCAGUAGUACAAACAGAUUUGGUAACACAUCAUUUUUUAUCAGCUUUGAUGUUGUAAUAGCAUCCUAGUGAUACCGGGAAAGAAUAAAUCCUGAAUCGUAAAUAGUGAAUUAGGAGGAUUUUUGUUAAAUGUAGAGACAUGCAGCAAAAUUUAUAUUUGCCAAUAAAUUUGAUAUUGUGCAUUCUGGUUU